This is a messenger RNA of Rhagoletis pomonella (apple maggot), 703 nucleotides long. RefSeq lists its product as uncharacterized. The record is from RefSeq and is a predicted model, not a curated record. The transcript has a single exon. The annotation marks the transcript as partial. Lineage: Eukaryota; Metazoa; Arthropoda; Insecta; Diptera; Tephritidae.
CAUUCACCAAAAAGCAAAUCUCAUAUAGCGCUAGAAAAUCGGAAACCUACAAAUACAGUUCCCAGAGUCCGAAAAAAAACAAAACAAAACAAAGCAAGCAACGACAACAAUGACUUUCCUUUGCAGAGCGUCGAAUCUUUAGACACCAGUAUACUUAAAAUAGAAACGAAGGAGCACACAGCAACGUCCGCGGUGACAGCAGCGACUGCGGCAGCGAAGCGCGUCAAGAGCCUAGAAUCGCUGACCACGGCAAGCGGUCACAGCUCGUGGGUGGAGCGCAAAUGGCGGCGCAUACGCAUACUGGAAGUUAGUAACCGCAGCAGACACACACUACUACACUAGUUAACAAAGAAAAUAUUUUUAUUUUAUAUUUUUUGUAAGAAUUAUGAUUUUGAUUAGCGCGUAGUUAUUAGCAGUUCUGAGCAGUCGAGUCGAAGAGUAGUGUCCGAUCUGUGCUAAAAAAUUCAAAAACGAGUUGCCACCUGCUAUGCGAUGCUGUGAAUGUAGAGGGCUUGAGUGUUGCCACCCCUUGCGUAUACGCGCAUUGUAUCUUAGCUGCGAGAUAUUCGUUGACUGAUUGAUUGUUUGAAUAUUUGGCUUUUCGUUUGUUAGUUUGUUUGUUUGGUCACUGAUAUUUUGUAAUUAUGUAAUUCUGGUAUGUAUUUAUGGUAUCUUUUUAUUUAUUUGAAAUAUAUUUUGGUCG